Pimephales promelas (fathead minnow) is the source of this 2712-nucleotide messenger RNA. RefSeq lists its product as uncharacterized. Gene Ontology annotation, cellular component: SCF ubiquitin ligase complex. The record is from RefSeq and is a predicted model, not a curated record. Gene Ontology annotation, molecular function: protein binding. Lineage: Eukaryota; Metazoa; Chordata; Actinopteri; Cypriniformes; Leuciscidae. Gene Ontology annotation, biological process: SCF-dependent proteasomal ubiquitin-dependent protein catabolic process; protein polyubiquitination.
CGAGGAAAAACAACAGCCCCUCAAAGGGAUUCUCAGCACAGCUUAGCUUCUUAGUUUGCUCUAAAGUCCUGACUAAUUCUAACUAAUUAAAGGGUUCUUUUUUAAUUUAGAGCUCAGUCAGACUGACACGAUAGUUUGAGUUCAAUUAUUCUAUUGAGCGAACUAACAGUUUAGUUUUACAUCUAUCGCUAAAAUAUGUCAGGCCGCAGUAACAGGCUAACAACGCGCUACUAGCGGUCUAUAAAACUAUUUUACAUAGUUUGGAAAAAAAAAAAAAAAUACAAUAAAAUAACUUACAUGCCUUAAUUCGUCCAAAAGCUUAGCAAACACAGCAGAGUUGUCUUUGCGUUUAAUAUUAACGUCACACCUCAGGAAUGUGCUAACGUUAGUAUGUCAAAGGUGCAGUCAAACGUCUCUCGGUGAGAGAGCAAGACAAAAGGAUGAUCUUGAAGAUUUAACCAAGCACUGAGAAACAUGCCUCAACGGAAGAGAGCCCUUGUUCCCAUUAACACAAGACGAAGGGUUAAAGGUGAUGAAGAUUACUUCCCUUUCAACUCCCUACCCAUGGAGUGCCAGCUCCAUGUGCUCUCAUUCCUCAGUGAGGUGGACAAGUGCAACUCGGCCCUUGUGUGUGCAAGCUGGAGUUGCUUAGUGCGCUCCGGGAAGCUCUGGAGAGUUGCGGACUAUUCUCGCCGUGGGGUGUUUCACCUGGGCCAGGAGGGUCUGCUAGUUUCCAACAGAGAGUUUGAGCGCUGGAAAGCUUGGGUUCACCAUUACACCCAUCAUCUUAUAUCCCGUGGGGCUAGUUUGCUCACUCUGAAGGCCAGUUUUGAUCUAGGGGACCUGUGCAAUAAAUGGGGAGAGCUCCUGUCACACCUUCUAGAGAACGUCCAUUGCCGUGAUCUCAGUCAUUUAGAUUUAAACUGGACAUUUACGCUGCUGGAGCCCCUCGACCUCCGUGUUCACACCAGUUCUAGCUCUCAUCAAGACAAUAUUACCAAGAUGGACCAAGUCAAUAACUUCCAGUUUCUCCUCACCAGACUCGUCCACAGCUGUCCCAGGAUAAGCAAAAUGCGGCUGCACUUCGACUGGUCCGAAACGUCAGUUACGCUGAUCACUCAGUUUCAACACCUUCGUAUCUUAGAACUGAAGUACUUUUGGGUAUUCAAAGGGGUCAGCCCGAACACUUUACAGACACUGACGAAAUCGCUCCCUAAUCUAAAGUCCCUGACGCUCCAUGUUCUUGUACCUCUGCGAAAUUUAGGCAUCUCGUACACCCUUGAAUCCCUUUCGCUUGAGUUCUUGGAUGUGUCGCCCAGUCGCGGUCUGGUCUUCUCCUGCCUAAACCUUCCAGCGCUGCGAGAGCUGCGGGCGAAGAAGAUCGUUCGGGGCAUUACUCUGGACCGCAGGACUCGACUACAGAUACAGAGCCGAUGGCCCUGCUUGUAUCAGGUCUUGCGUGAGGGAACGCCAAAGCUUCAGGCGCUUAACAAUGAAAGACUCCUUCCCAACUGGAAAGAGCAAAGUUACAGAGAGCUGACGUCAAUCCUCCAGCAGUCUUGCUAUUGCCUUCAGCAUUUAGACAGUUGGCUCUGGUGAAGCCGAAUCUUAAAACAAUCACGGCCACGUCCGGAAGGAAAAACAUUAGAUGGACCAAAAAUAUAAUCAGAUAAUAAUUCUGAUCCUCUCUAAUGAAAAUUAUUUUAUGCUAUAAUUUAAUUAGACAUCAGCCACACCUUGCUAGCAAAUAACUGGAUUAAGUUUCAAUAUAUGUGCAUUUAAUAACCUUACAAUUAUGCCUAAACGUGUGCUAUGAAGGUUUAUGAUCCAGUGCAUUUUUUAGGAGCUUAUGUGAAGUCAGGAAAAUUGUUCUAUUGUGCAAAGUAGGAUAAAGCAGAUUGCAGCAAUGGAACUCUUAAUUCCUUAAAACAUUUAAUUCCUUGUGUGUUUCAGUUUAGGAAUCAUCAAAAAUAUAUAUUUUUUGCCUUUAUUUGUGUGAAUCUAUGUCCUGAACUAGAUUGUACUUCAGUGUUUUCAGUAAUCUGUGACCAAAAUUUAUGACAUUCCCGAUAAUCUAUAUUUCAGACAACUUUUUCCUCUUCUGACGAUUUAAUUUUAAUCUCACUUUCAUAAACUGGAAUUGAAAUAGAUUGAUUUUAUUUUAGUUCGAGCCUGUUAUUGAGUGUUUUUAAGGAUUUUCACAUGAGUGAAAAUGUAUUGUUUUGCGUUCUAGAGUUUAUAUCCAUAUUUGGGGCAAAUGUAUUAUAAUACAAUUAAAAGUACAAUCUUGAGUUUAGGGCUUUCUAAAGAGUAAAACUUGAAUUGCUUAUACAUUCUUUACGUUAUGAGGUAUUAGCUGACCAAUGAAAAGGCAUGUUGAUUAAGAUCAGAUCAGCAUUCAAGCCAAGCAUUCAUAUAAUGUGCCUUUAAUGAAGUAAGUUUUGCUUUGAUUUUAUGGAAUGAAAAUAUUGUCUUUAGCCCCAAAAACGAAUAGAUAACUCGUAUAAUAAUGUAUGUCAUGUGCAUAGAAGUUCUGUCCACCAAUCCCCCCCCCCCCCCCAGUGCAUGAAAUGUGAUGUGUGUGUGCAGUACUUUAUGCUCAUCCACAGGAUGGCACCACCAUACCCUUUUCUUUUCGGUGCAGUGAUAAAUCAAUUCUGUGUACUUGCUGGAACUCAAACAGCUACAAUAAAUUGAUAAGAUUUUACUAAA